AAAGAUAGGGAAUGGAGAGGGAAAACAGUGUGAUGUGUGUGCUGUGAAUUCAAAGCUGGGUGGGUCUACACUGUUUCACAUUCCCAAAUAACUCCCGGGCCGUGUGAUAAAAGCGCUUUCAGAAGGCCACAAUGUUGGUGCUGGCUGGAAUCAUUGUUCUGCACAUUACAACCAUCAUCCUGCUUUUGGUGGCCACCAUUGAUAAUGCCUGGUGGAUCACUGAUUCUGUGUCAACUGAUUUGUGGGGAAGGUGGGAGUUGACCAAGUCGGUGUGGCACUACACAAACCUGGAAAACUACCCUGAGGAAUAUCUCCAGACUGUGCAGGCCACCUCUGUACUGGCCUGUAUUUUUGCCAUCCUGGCCUUGUUCGUGUUUGUGGCCCAGCUUUUCACACUGCCCAAAGGCCAGAGGUUCACCUUCACUGGCAUUUUACAGCUAAUCGCCUGCUUGUGUAUAAUGAUAGCAGCCUCCAUCUACACAGCUGAGCUUCAUGCCAAUGAAACACUGGGCGGGUAUGGACACUCCUAUGUCCUGGCCUGGAUUUCUUUUGUCUUCACCUUCCUCCUAGCUGUUACCUACCUCAUCCUGCGGAAGAAGAGUGAGUGAGAGGAUAAGAGGAAUCAGGGCAGGGCUGGGUUUGUAUUCCUUUGACUGUGGGGAAACAAAGAAUAGGAUUUUAGGGCUGCAACUAAUGUUUAUUUUCAUAAUUGAAUGAUUUGCCAAUUGAUUGGUGUUUCCCAAACUUCAAAAUUAUUUUUGAUUUUUUUUUUCAAAUUUCCUGUUUUGUCCACAAAUCAAUCAGUUUACAAGAUUCGUUUGUUAUAUGAAGCAGAAAAAGCAAACAAUCUUAAAGCUUGUUUUCAUUAUUAAAACCCCCCACAUAUAGUUGACAAUAUCGUCAGUCGAUUAGUCAUCAAGUAAUUGUUGCAGCCCUACAAAAUGCAUUUUUAAAAAUCAAUGAUAUGCAUUCUAUGAUUAAAAAGAGCCAUUUGAUUCCAUUUUGAAUUUCGUGAACGCAAACAACUCACUCUGGCAGAGCAUGAAGGGCUGAACUUGAUGUGAACAAUUUUUGUUCAUUAAUUUCUAUUUACUAAAUUAAGAGGUAGUGUUUCAUUAAAGAGAAGAGUAGGGCAGUUUUGGGGUACAAAUUUUUGUGAUAUUUUUUUGUGCGGAUGCAAUUCAGUAAAUGAGUUAUUUCUGUUGUUUGUUUGUUUGAAGUUUGAUGUUGGUUUGAAGAACUCAGUCCACGCCCAUUAGUUUGACAUGUGGAUACAUUUCUUGGCGAGAAUGAUGAGGGGGUCAAUAUUAAACUCAACACAAUCUGUGUAUCAAGUAUGAAGUUACAUCCAAAAGCUGAAUCUAGCUUUGGUUCAAGACUGAAAACAGUGAAACAAGACGUUUGGCUCCGUCUAAGCGUGACAAUCAGUGGACCAACCUCUAAACAAAAUGAAAAUUGUUUGAGAUUUAAGUUGACACAUUUUAUCUUGGUUAAGCGAACAAACAUAAAACAUAAGUGUUUUUGUGUGGAUAAGCAGUUAUCUUAUCCAAAUUUACAUUUGGAUAAGACUUUAUUUCUAUUUUUAAAUGUCUGUCCCAAGCUAAAUCAACCCUUAUGUACUGACAUAAGUGAAAUCAGUUCCCUCAUCUAACAACAAAAAGGCAUACAUUAUAUGUGUCCCCCAAAAUGUCAAACUACUGCUUUGGUAAGGGUAAUGUUCUCAUUAAAGGCCCUUUUGAGAUCUAGCAGUUGAGACUUUACUAUGAGAUCAAAGUACUUAUUGUUGUGUUUAAACACAUAGUGAGGCUGACAGCUACUACUGCAGGUUUCCAAGAGUCCAGGAAUGAAGAGAAAAACACACUGUAUCUGAGAAGGUACAGUGUGUUGGCAACAUUAAAACAUUCCUAGUGCAGAACUUGAACAAUUAGGAAAAACAAGCCUUAAUUCACAGUACAAUUAGAUUUAAUCAUGUAUCAUUAUUUUACAACUGAAGUAUAGUGUAUCCUUUUUUAUCUAUGCACAUUGUAACCAUUAUAUUUUUGUAACAUUUUGUAUGCAGUGUUUUGUUUUUUUAUCAUGUUUGAUUUUAUGUCUGUAGUUGGCUGCUAUCCUAUGAAAAGUACAUGAAAAUUGUACAAGUGAACAUAAAGUGAACCAGGGAUGGAGGACAAUGGUGUUUCAUUUCACCAAUCUUACAGAUUUAGACAAUAGAAGGUUUUGUUUGUAAUUACAUUGGAAUAAAGCCAUAUCAUUUAUUAAUAAAACAAAUAACUCUA
This is a messenger RNA of Solea senegalensis (Senegalese sole), 2276 nucleotides long. It is a transcript of the gene emp1a, whose product is annotated as epithelial membrane protein 1. NCBI's taxonomy places the organism in Eukaryota, Metazoa, Chordata, Actinopteri, Pleuronectiformes, Soleidae. The coding region runs from base 132 to 608 and encodes 158 amino acids. The transcript is spliced from 5 exons. The record is from RefSeq and is a predicted model, not a curated record. Gene Ontology annotation, cellular component: plasma membrane.